Messenger RNA from Hevea brasiliensis (rubber tree), 1344 nucleotides. RefSeq lists its product as uncharacterized. The record is from RefSeq and is a predicted model, not a curated record. The transcript has 9 exons. Bases 201 to 1049 code for a protein of 282 amino acids. Lineage: Eukaryota; Viridiplantae; Streptophyta; Magnoliopsida; Malpighiales; Euphorbiaceae.
AUCAAAUCAAAUUUAUUGAAAUUAAAUAAAAUUAUUUAUUUUCCCUGUGAAGCGAGCAGCGUCCUCAACCGCCCGGCCUCUCUCUAUAUAAUAGAACCCAACUUCAUUCUUAAACUUCUUCCCUUGCAUCUUCCCUUUUGCGCUUUCUCUACAUCUUUGUGCGGUUCUGCGAUCCAUCUGUUUUUAGCCUGCAUAUAAAAAUGGAGUGUGAAGAGAACCAACCAGUGGCUCUGGAGAAGUACGAUUGUCUCCUUUUUGAUUUAGAUGAGACACUCUAUCCUAACAGUUCUGGUUUGGCUCAACAUGUCACCAAGAAUAUUGAAGAGUAUAUGAUUCAAAAGCUCCGCAUUGAGGAAAGUCAAGUCCCAGAAUUGUGUGUUUCCUUGUACAAGUAUUAUGGGACAACAUUGGCUGGUCUCAGGGCUAUUGGGUAUAAGUUCGACUAUGAUGACUUCCAUAAUUUUGUUCAUGGAAAAUUACCCUAUGAUAUCCUAAAGCCUGACCUUGUUCUUAGAAAUCUUUUACACAGUGUGCCUGUUCGGAAAGUUGUUUUCACCAAUGCUGAUAAGAAUCAUGCUGAGAGGGUCCUCAAUAGACUUGGGUUAGAGGACUGCUUUGAAGGAGUUAUAUGCUUUGAGACCUUGAAUAACACUAACAAAGGAAAUAAUCCCGUUGAAGAGGAUGAAAAUGCAGUUUUUGACAUCAAUGAAUAUAGCGCUGCUCCGAAUGCUGGUAUUGCACUUCCAAGGUCACCAGUUGUCUGCAAACCAUUUGAAGAGGCAUUUGACCAGGUGUUUAAGAUUGCCUGCAUCAACCCUCAAAGAACGUUGUUCUUCGAUGACAGCAUCCGUAAUUUACAGACUGGGAAACAGCUGGGCCUCAACACUGUGUGGGUAGGCUCUUCCCAUCGCACUGAAGGUGUAGACUAUGCACUUGAGAGCAUCCACAAUAUCAAGGAAGCACUGCCGGAGCUCUGGGAGGCUAAUGAGAAGUCUGAAGAUGUGAGGUAUUCAGGGAAGGUUGCCAUUGAGACUUCAGUUAAGGCAUAGCAUAUUUGUAGGUGGGCAUUUUCUCAACUCUAUCUAAUGCGGUCACACGAUGACAUCUUAUUUGUUUGAAAUUAAACACGCUUUUUUUUCCCCUCAACUUUUGUAACAUUUGAGCCAUUGAGCUCUCACAUUAGCUUCUGUUGUUCUUUGUUUCUCUGAUUUGUAGUUUAAGUGAUCUUAGCUUCCUGUAUUGGGGGCUUGUAGCAGGGUUGGCCUUCCUGCAUGGGUUAUUUGGAAUAUGAAUCUUGAUUUAUUAUAGGGAGAAAUAAAAAAAAAAAAAAAGUCUCUUUCGUCA